Messenger RNA from Camponotus floridanus (Florida carpenter ant), 1064 nucleotides. RefSeq names its product YEATS domain-containing protein 4 (gene Gas41). Gene Ontology annotation, biological process: regulation of DNA-templated transcription. Lineage: Eukaryota; Metazoa; Arthropoda; Insecta; Hymenoptera; Formicidae. The coding region runs from base 144 to 830 and encodes 228 amino acids. The transcript has 4 exons. The record is from RefSeq and is a predicted model, not a curated record.
AGAGCGCUCAAAAAGUAAAACAAACAUGAGAGUGUGAGAGCUCAAGGAAUCUCGAGAGAGAGAUGUGCUGUUUGAAUUAGAUAUAAUUAUUUUAAUAUAUUAACUCUUCGUCUAAAAAAUAUGCGAUUUCAAUUCUAUCGAACAUGAUGGCAUCUACAAAUGAAUUCGGUCCGGAUUCUGGUGGUAGAAUGAAGGGAAUUACCAUUGUUAAGCCUAUAGUUUAUGGCAAUGUGGCACGUUACUUUGAUAAAAAGAGAGAGGAGGAUGGUCAUACCCAUCAAUGGACUGUAUAUGUCAAACCAUAUCAUAAUGAGGAAAUGUCUGUUUAUGUGAAGAAGGUGCAUUUUAAACUACACGAGAGCUAUAAUAAUCCUAAUCGAAUUGUGACCAAGCCACCGUACGAAUUAACAGAAACUGGUUGGGGAGAAUUCGAAAUAGUCAUUAAGAUCUAUUUUCAUGAUCCGAAUGAACGUCCCGUAACAAUAUAUCAUGUGUUAAAAUUGUUUCAAUCAACACCUGAGAUACAGUUGGGAAAAGAAAGUCUAGUUUCUGAAUUUUAUGAAGAAAUAGUCUUUCAAGAUCCAACAGCGUUGAUGCAACAUUUGUUAAAUGCCAGUAGACCUAUGACACUUGGCGUUUGGCGGCAUAAUACAGACUUCGAAGCAAAGAAAGAGUCUACAAUGAAAGACAUUUUGGAAGCACGCAACAAGAUAAGAUUAGAAGUGAUAGAUCUCAAAGAAAAAUUAACAUUAGCAAAAGAAACAAUUGCAAAAUUCAAGGAAGAAAUUGCAAAGAUCUCUAAAGCUGGUGGAAGUUUGUCCGUUGCAUAAGAAUAUUGUUUCAAAAUUGAAAUUAAACAACUAAAUUCAUAUUGAUUAUUCCAAGGAAUACAGAAUUAUCUUUUUUCCUACAUUUGUAUAAAGUGUAUAUAACUUCUUAAUUAUAACAGUAAAUUUAAUUUUAAUUCAACUAUAAUUGCAUUUGUAAAGUUGCAAAUAGGCUGUGAAAAGCAAUCCACUAAUGAUAAAAUUUCAAAUUAAUAAAAUUUAUGACUCAUCAAUAUA